This is a messenger RNA of Drosophila santomea, 996 nucleotides long. It is a transcript of the gene BCAS2, whose product is annotated as pre-mRNA-splicing factor SPF27. NCBI's taxonomy places the organism in Eukaryota, Metazoa, Arthropoda, Insecta, Diptera, Drosophilidae. The record is from RefSeq and is a predicted model, not a curated record. Gene Ontology annotation, cellular component: catalytic step 2 spliceosome; precatalytic spliceosome; Prp19 complex. Bases 87 to 917 code for a protein of 276 amino acids. Gene Ontology annotation, biological process: mRNA processing. The transcript has 2 exons.
AGAGCUGUAACACUACUGCGAAGCGGCGAAUGUUUUUGUUUACUUGCGGAAAAACUGUGUAAAAACUUACAAAUUAAUAAUAAAUAAUGGCUGGCGAGGUUAUUGUGGAUGCUUUGCCCUAUAUAGACCACGGAUACGAUGAUGUGGGCGUCCGGGAAUCGGCGCUCGCCAUGGUGGAGGAGGAAUGCCGGCGCUAUCGGCCCACCAAGAACUACCUCGACCAUCUGCCACUGCCCGCCAGCUCGCCCUUCGAGACUCCACUUAUGGUCAACGAGUUCGAGCGCAUCCAAAACCGCCUGCCCAUGGAGACGCUCUCCAUGAAGCGCUACGAACUGCCCCCUCCGCCAUCUGGCAAACUAUCCGAGGUGUCCGCUUGGCAGGAGUCCAUCGAAAACUCCAUGGCCCAGCUGGAGCACCAGUGGGUGCGAUCUCUCAACCUGGAACUGAUGCUCGACUACGGCACGGAGGCAUGGAAGUCCUAUCUGGAGGUCUUCACCGCCAUGCAGGCGAAGGCCCAGCUUCAGCUGCAGCAGCUGAAGAAGGACAUCCAGGACGUCAACUGGCAACGAAAGCAGGCGCAAACGCAGGCCGGCGAGAGAUUGCGCUCCCUGGAGGCUCACUGGGUGCUGCUCGUCUCUAAGAACUACGAAAUCGAAACGGAAUGCGUCGAGCUGGAGAAGCUCGUUCAUGCCGCCCGCCAGCAGCUGCAGAGCAUUGCCCCGCCACCCAGCGCAAAUGACACGGCUCCCACGCCGGAGCACACGAAUGGAUUCGACCAGGACGACUUGGCCGAGAGCAACGGCAGUAGUUCCAGCAAUCCGGAUCAACCAGGCGAAGAUGCAGCGGAUGCCGAUGGUGACAGCAAGGAGGAGGACAAGCCCGAGGCCCAGGAGGAAUCCUCCAAUGAGUCAACGUAAAUUUAGUUCACUAAUGAGUCCGAUAAACAAGUUGAUUACGACUAACUAAAUAAAAAGAAUAUAUAAAAUAUACAGCUUA